CCUCCUCCUCCAACUCCCCUCGCCCUCAGACUCCGCUCGCGAGCCCCCGACUCCGCGCCCGCCCGCCACUUUCCGUCCCGCCCCGAAGGUGGGAGCGCAUCCGCCCCGGCCGGCACCAUGGUACGGUUCGUCUUGCCCGCGCUGCUCUGCACCCUGGCCGCGCUCAGCGCCGCGCUGCUGGCUGCCGAGCUCAAGUCGAAAAGUUGCUCGGAAGUGCGACGUCUCUACGUGUCCAAAGGCUUCGACAAGAACGAUGCCCCCACGCACGAGAUCAACGGUGAUCAUUUGAAGAUUUGUUCCCAGGGUUAUACCUGCUGCUCCCAAGAGAUGGAGGAGAAGUACAGCCUGCAAAGUAAGGAUGAUUUCAAAAGUGUGGUCAGUGAACAGUACAAUCAUUUGCAAGCUGUCUUUGCGUCCCGCUACAAGAAGUUUGAUGAAUUCUUCAAAGAACUACUUGAAAAUGCGGAGAAAUCCCUGAAUGACAUGUUUGUGAAGACAUAUGGUCACUUGUACAUGCAAAAUUCCGAGCUAUUUAAAGAUCUCUUCGAAGAGUUGAAGCGCUACUAUGUGGCGGGAAAUGUGAACCUGGAAGAAAUGCUGAAUGACUUCUGGGCCCGCCUCCUGGAGCGGAUGUUCCGCCUGGUGAACUCCCAGUACCACUUCACGGACGACUAUCUGGAGUGCGUGAGCAAGUACACGGAGCAGCUGAAGCCCUUUGGAGAUGUCCCUCGGAAACUGAAGCUCCAGGUCACUCGUGCAUUUGUAGCAGCCCGCACUUUUGCUCAGGGCUUAGCAGUUGCAAGAGAUGUAGUGAGCAAAGUCUCGGUGGUAAAUCCCACAGCCCAGUGUACCCAUGCCCUGUUGAAGAUGAUCUACUGCCCCCACUGCCAAGGUCUCGUGACUGUGAAACCCUGUUACAACUACUGCUCCAACAUCAUGAGAGGUUGUUUGGCCAACCAAGGGGAUCUUGAUUUCGAGUGGAACAAUUUCAUAGAUGCUAUGCUGAUGGUGGCCGAGAGGUUAGAGGGUCCUUUCAAUAUUGAAUCGGUCAUGGAUCCCAUCGAUGUGAAGAUUUCGGAUGCGAUUAUGAACAUGCAAGAGAACAGCGUGCAGGUAUCUCAGAAGGUUUUCCAGGGAUGUGGACCCCCUAAGCCUCUCCCAGCUGGUCGGAUUUCCCGUUCCAUCUCUGAAAGUGCCUUCAGUGCCCGCUUCAGACCCUUUCACCCCGAGGAGCGGCCAACCACAGCAGCUGGCACUAGUUUGGACCGACUGGUUACUGACGUCAAGGAGAAACUGAAACAGGCCAAGAAGUUCUGGUCCUCUCUUGCUAGUAACGUCUGCAACGAUGAGAGGAUGGCCGCGGGAAACGGCAAUGAGGAUGACUGCUGGAAUGGAAAAGGCAAAAGCAGGUACCUGUUUGCAGUGACAGGAAACGGAUUAGCCAACCAGGGCAAUAAUCCGGAGGUCCAGGUUGACACCAGCAAACCGGACAUACUGAUCCUUCGUCAAAUCAUGGCUCUUCGAGUCAUGACCAGUAAAAUGAAGAAUGCUUAUAAUGGCAAUGAUGUGGACUUCUUUGAUAUCAGCGAUGAGAGCAGUGGAGAAGGAAGUGGAAGUGGAUGUGAGUAUCAGCAGUGCCCUUCGGAGUUCGAGUAUAACACCACUGAACACUCUGGGAAGAGUGUCAACGAUAAAGCCAGCAGCGCUGGGGUCCCCGCUGGGGCCCGACCCUACUUCCUCACUGUCUUCUGCAUCUUGUCACUGGUUAUGCAGGGAGGAUGGAGAUAAUUCCUAACCUUAGAGAAAACGUGUUCAUCAUCAAAAAGUUAAAAAGGCACCGGUUAUCACUUUUAUACCAUCCUAGUGACUUUGCUUUUUAAAGGAAUGGACAGCAAUGUACAGUUUUUACUAUGUGGCCACUGGUUGAAAAGAUGCUGACUUUGUUUUUUCAUUCAGUUUUGCGGGAAAAGGGGACUCGUACGUAAGUAAGGUCAGUCCUGCUCCCUCAGAAUCAUGUUAAAUGUGGCUAACAGUGUAGGUACAGAACUGUAGUUAGUUGUGCAUUUGUGAUUUUUAUCACUCUGUUUGUUUGUUUUUUUUUUUUGUUUUGUUUCGUUUUUUUGUGGGUUUUUUUUUUUUCUUCUUCUUCAGUACGGUCUCACCUUGUUUCUUACAAGAAAACCAGGGUCCUUUCUUGGCAUGUAACAUGUACGUACUUCUGAACCAUUAAAUAGCUGUACAGAAGCAGGUUUUAUUUAUCAUGAUAUCUUAUUAAAAGAAAAAGCCCAACAAGCAGUCAAAUGGCCAUUUAUCCCUGUUGUUUUUAGUUGCCUUAUCUGGAGAGAAGAGGAGGUCAUGUUUCAAAUUUUUUAUUAAGUUAGGACAGAAUGUGAAGGCGCAAGGGGGCUUCGGAGUCACUUGUUAGGUUGUGUUCAAAAACUGAUGCAAGAAGAAGAUACUACUUCAUUUAUAGCUGGUGACUGGAAGAGACUGCAGACUACCCAUUUUGGUUGAGUUGGAUUGUAUGAACUAAGAUCAGAGGUCUGUUUCUUGAAGCUGCUUAUACUUAAAGUGUAGUCCAUCUAGAAGAUUCCUGAUGCAUUCUCCCUCGAAAGGUAAAAGGCAUGCAGGAUAUCCUAGUUAUCACCUGUUCACACUUAGUUUGGGGGUGGGUUCGGUUUGGUUUGGUUUUUUUAUCCAGGCAAGUUAGCACACACACUGUGUGUGGGUCUUCGUGUCCACACUUGGCCCUCCUUGAAUUGAUAUCCCAACAAUCUCAUUUGGUCCUUCUUGUUCCAGAUUUCAACCCCUGUCAUAUAGAGGGAGCUGUCUGGGGGCUAGCCAGAACUGGGGUACAGCCUGGGCUCAGGGAGUAACUAUCAACAUUCAAGCAAAGUUUUCGUCCAAGCAGGUUUAUUUGCGUUUAAUUUUGGAUCCCAGGUUUCUUGGUUUUUUUUUUUUUUUAAGAGAUUUAAGGUGUCUUAUUUGAGUCUUUUUCUCUCCCAGCCCCAUCUGAUCGGAUAGGCAAGGGUCUUGCCAUGCGUGGUUCACAGCUGUGUGCUACCCUAUCAGCCAAGUAGCCCACUUGGGGAGACCUGAGUGUC
Molecule: messenger RNA, 3104 nt
Organism: Kogia breviceps (pygmy sperm whale)
Lineage: Eukaryota; Metazoa; Chordata; Mammalia; Artiodactyla; Physeteridae
Gene: GPC4
Product: glypican 4
Biological process (GO): synaptic membrane adhesion; cell migration; regulation of neurotransmitter receptor localization to postsynaptic specialization membrane
Cellular component (GO): cell surface; extracellular region; plasma membrane
Source: RefSeq, a predicted model, not a curated record